Molecule: messenger RNA, 1536 nt
Organism: Hydra vulgaris (swiftwater hydra)
Lineage: Eukaryota; Metazoa; Cnidaria; Hydrozoa; Anthoathecata; Hydridae
Product: carbonic anhydrase 1
Molecular function (GO): carbonate dehydratase activity; zinc ion binding
Source: RefSeq, a predicted model, not a curated record
AGUUCAAGCUUUCAAAUAACAACUAAAAGUUAAUUUUUAAGCGUUUUACAACUUCUUUACAGCUAUUCGCAAACAAACAAAAAACAUUUCAUUUGUAACAUAUGAUCGAUUAAAGAGUUUUUCUACAAAUAAGGUUUGCACCAGUCUUCUCUGAUCUAGCAUUAAGGGUUUAAUUUUUAUAAAUGAACGUUGCAUAUCAUUAAAUGGUUCCUUUUAGCCUAAAGUUAAGGUUUUAAUUGCUAUAAUUAUUGAAGCAUUAAAUCGUUAACAAGUAAAUAAUUGCAAAUACAUUGCAUUUUCUAAACAUUCGUCUUUAAUUGCAUCCGUUGACGCCACUACGUUUUGUAAGCUUUCUUCAUAAAUUGCAUCCAUUUUACAGGACAAGAGAAAAAAAAAAAUAACAACAGCAUGGAGAUUCUAGAAACUAAGAAAAACGAUUCAAUUCAACCAACCUCACAACUUUUGAUUCAACCCACUUCGCAAUUAUUAAGCAACUAUUUAGCCAAUUUCUUAAUUAAUGAGAUCAAUUUUGAUAAAACCUCAAAUGAAAUUGACUUAACAGAAACUACAAGUUGUAAAAAUUGUAAUCUUAACAGCUCUUUUUGGGAUUUCUCAAACAACCAUGGUCCAAACAACCAUAGUCAUGGUCCCGAACAAUGGCAGAAAAAAUGGAAUUUAACAACAAGACAAUCUCCAAUUGAUAUUGUUUUACAAAAUGUAGAACACGACAAAAAUUUAAAAACUUUAAGUUUGGAUUUUCAAAAAAUUUUAAUUGAUGUGACCAACAUUGGAUGGAAUGUAUCUUUUAAGGCUUAUAACAAUAGAAAAAUUUCAUUGAGCGGAGGGGCGUUGACUUAUAAUUAUGCUUUUCGCGAAAUGCAUUUUCACUGGGGAGAAGUUUACAAAGGUAAGUGCGAACUUGGUUGCGAACAUACUAUUGACGGCAAAAGAUACGCUGCAGAAUUUCAUGCAGUUCAUUGGAACACAGAUUUAUACACAACAGAAUCUGAUGCUAUUGCAAACCCUGAUGGUUUAGCUGUCAUUGGUGUACUCAUAGAUGCAAGUGAAUCGUACGAUGAGAACGAAGAAUUCAAAGUGUUUCUUGAGAUGUUUGAAAAAGUUCCGUAUAUGAACAAUAAUGCUUCGUUUAUAGUAGAUCCGUAUCUUUUGUUUCCUAAAAAUACAAAUCAUUAUUUUACUUAUCCUGGAUCUUUGACAAUGCCACCUCUUACAGAAAACGUCACGUGGACACUUUUUACAGAACCAAUAAAAAUCUCUAUCGAUCAACUGGAGAAGAUGAGCAAAAAUUAUCCUCAAGAAUAUUCUGAUUCAGAAUGUUUUUUUAAGUUUCAACGUCGAUCUGAAUCUACAACUAUAACCAAUAAUUAUCGAUCAACACAACCCUUAAAAGAUCGAGUGGUCAAAUCUUCAUUUGCAACAUAAGCAACAAAGUGGGACAUCUUUAUAUCAUUUUUUCAACGUGAUUUUUUUUUUGUAACGUUUAUAUAUGUUUAUUAAUUAUAAAAAUGCUAAUAA